Messenger RNA from Prosopis cineraria, 606 nucleotides. Its product is annotated as metallothionein-like protein 2. Gene Ontology annotation, molecular function: metal ion binding. Bases 105 to 332 code for a protein of 75 amino acids. The record is from RefSeq and is a predicted model, not a curated record. The transcript is spliced from 2 exons. Lineage: Eukaryota; Viridiplantae; Streptophyta; Magnoliopsida; Fabales; Fabaceae.
UGGAGUCGUUGAGGCCUCUGAAACCAUCUGUGUGUUUAGUUUCUACGCUUGACUAAUCGUGUCUGUGAUAUCUGUGCUUCCGUUUUCCUUCUUCACUCGGGAAUAUGUCUUGCUCAUGUGGCUCUAACUGCGGGUGCGGAAGCAGCUGCAACUGCGGAAGCAAGAUGUACCCAGACCUGAGCUACGCCGAGAAGACAAGCAGGGAGACUCUGGUGCUGGGGGUGGCUCCGAUGAAGGCGGAGUUCGAGGGAGCUGAGAUGGGCGUCGCCGCCGAGAACGAGGGCUGCAAGUGCGGAUCAAACUGCACCUGCGACCCCUGCAACUGCAAGUGAUCGAAUCGUGGAUCAGAAAGAAGCAGAGAUGACGACCAACCCUUUAAUUACUUCCCGUUGAUGAUGAUGCAGAAAUAAAAGAAACCAUACACAUAUAUAUGUAGGAAGUGUUUGUGUACGCGUGCUUCUUGUGUUCGUGUUGCCGCCUGCGCCUUAGGGUUUAAUGGCUGCUCUGUUUUCUGUUUGUUUUGUUUUGCAUAAAGUUCAAUCUCUGCUUAUUGAUGUUGACGUUAUCUUGUUGGUGUAAAGAUCGGUGUUAUGGUUGUGUUGUUUA